This is a messenger RNA of Phaedon cochleariae (mustard beetle), 7222 nucleotides long. The record is from the annotation of a GenBank genome assembly. NCBI's taxonomy places the organism in Eukaryota, Metazoa, Arthropoda, Insecta, Coleoptera, Chrysomelidae.
GUCGAUUGCGAUCGUCUCGCGAGGACAGGCAGACUGUGCGCAAAACCACAGACGUACACGAUUAAAUAAAUAAUAUUCGCCCUGUGCCUACCGGUUCGCCCUGUAGCCAAUCACUGACCCGAAAUGAAUUCGUCUCGUGAUUUACGCGAGAAUAUUCGUAUGUCUGAAGACUGUGGCUUGUAAAAGCGCCUUUCUAUUUCCAUAUGACGAGAACCACUGCAUAAGACACGUUUAUUAUGACUGCGUGCCGGCGGUGAGCGUCGGCCGACCGCCGCGACGCUCGCGAUGCUGCGACCGGCGGCGCGACCCGGCGCCGGUGACAGCGCCGGCGCCGGACCCCAGACCGCCCCCGAAGGUUUCGACGUGACCGGCGCCGGACGCGGGCAGGACAGCACGCUCGGUCACGUGGUCGAUUACGCACCGGCGCCCGGAUGGACGCUGCACGCCAACAAAGAUGGCCGACUGUUUUACUGCAACCAUGUCACUAGAACCUCAGGGUGGCUACCUCCAGCUGAGGCAUGGAAAUGUGGGGAGAAUGCCCUACCUUAUGGGUGGGAAAGAGCUUUGGACGAUUCAGGAAAAACGUACUACAUCAAUCAUCUGAACAAAACUACGACGUACGAAACGCCGAUGGUAAAAAAUGUGGAACCUUUGCCUAAACCCGAACCACGAUCGGUGACGUUGGAGAGAUCACCAGCCUUAGGUUUCGGAUUCGUGGCAGGCUCGGAGAAACCUGUGAUAGUAAGGUUCGUCACUGAAGGAGGGCCCAGCGUUGAUAAGCUUUUGCCCGGCGACCAGAUCCUGCGCGUCCAAGGCGAAGACGUCGCCGCCGCCCCUCGCGAGCACGUGAUCGCCCUAGUCCGCGCCUGCGCCGACACGGUCGACCUCGUGGUGUGCCAGCCGGCGGAGCGUCGCGGCGCCGUCCGAAAAUCGACGCUGCUGUCGGCCGGCAAAAGGGCGAGGCUGCGGUGCAAACCGUCGCGGGUGCGAUUCGCCGAGUCGGUUUGCGUCAACGGAGCACCCCUCUUUCCGCCCUCGGCGUUCUCGUUGGGCGAGAUGUGUGUCCCUCCCAUGGCCAACGUCCUCAAGGUCUUCCUAGAGAACGGCCAGACCAAGUCGUUCAAGUACGACGCCUGGACGACGGUGCGCGACGUCGUCGAAUCGCUCGAGCAAAAGUUGUGCUUGACCGCCACCGAGCACUUCAGCCUGGUGGUCGAGCACAUCAAGUCGCUGAAGAGGAACAAGCUGACGCUGCUCGAUCCGCAGGACGUGCUCGCCAGGAUAGCCUCCCGCCCGGGCGCCCACAAGCUGCGCUGCCUCUACCGCGUCGCCUUCGUGCCACCGUCGGCCGCCGCCCUCGCCCAACGGGACCUGCCCGCCCUCGACUACCUGUACACGCAGUGCUGCAACGACGUGGUGCAGGAGCGGUUCGCGCCCGAGCUGCAGCACGACACUGCCUUACGAUUGGCCGCCCUGCACAUCUACCAGCACGCGCUGGCCAAUAACAUGUCGGCCGGCAAGCUGACGGUGAAGGCCAUCGAACGCGAAUUCGGCCUGGAACGUUUCGUCCCCGCCUCCCUUCUCGACCACGUCAAGCGCAAAGAGGUGCGCAAGCUGGUCGGCCACUUCCUCAAGCUGCACGCCAACAUGGCUGGCGCGGGCAAGCAGCUGACGGCGCUGCAGGCGAAGCUGCACUACCUCGACAUCGUCGCGCAGCUGCCCAGCUACGGCGCCAAGUGCUUCUCGGCCGGUCCCAGAGGGGACGCCACUGAGAGGGUGGUGUUGGUCAGUCCGCGGUUCGGGAUCAGUCAGAUAACAGGAUCGAGGAACUCCGUGUUCCAGCCCAUCCCGAUCGCCACCAUCGAAUCGAUGCGCCGCAUCGAAGUGAGGACCGACGACGAGAUCAGCAGGACCGUGCUGAUCCGCCUACAGACCGACAAAACCGUGUCGAUACCGCUAGAAGAGCGCGACGCCUCAGAACUGGUGUUGGUCCUCAAGGGCUACUACCGGCUGCAAACCGGCCAGACGCUGCCGGUCGACCAGGAGGAGGCGCCUCCCAUGGAGGACCUGGCACCUCCCUAUCUCUCGCAGCACAAGGUGGUGCCAGAAAAAUGGAGUUACAUCGACCAUACCACCUUGAAGCUGGCCUGUUUCGCGAUGCCGCCCAUAUACAGGGGCAUCAACAACAAGAAGACCAACGGGCUGUACAACACGAUGGGCAGACAGACCAAACAGCCGCUGAUGAUAGGCUACAGCCUGGACAGCAACAUGAACAGCUCGAUGGCCGACAGGAACAGGCACUUCCUCAGCCUGGAUCAGAAAUCCGUGGAUUCCGAGCAGACGGGGACUUUGGAGAAUGGGAUCAUCGAAGCUACCAAUGAAGAGAUGAGGAGGAGGGUGCAAGAGAUGCACCAACUGGUGGAGUAUUCGGAAAGAUACCUCACCGAACAAGAAAACCUGGAAAGACUGAAUUCCUUGGCAGAGUGGCAAGAGACCAGUGUGGAUAUCGAAAGCGAUUCAGACGAACCUGGAAAGCUAAAGCACAGCGAUUCUCUGCUACUCCUAAAUAAAGCAGGUAAUGGUUUAGAAAGGCGGCCUUCCUUCACUAGUGCAGCUAUAGAAUUGUUAAGGCAAGAUACCACUUGUUCAGAAAGCGAUAAUGACUCCAUCUAUACGCCCAACAACUCACCGAAGCACAAGCUGUUGGCAAGCAAUUUAGACAACAAAUUGAAUAGGGUGAGCUUUGGCCUGCGCAGCCCAGACCCCACCAACCGUUCGGACGCCACCUACGACUUCCAAGCCUACCUACAACACCUCAGGGACGUGAAAAAGAACGGCGAAAACGCGGAAAACCCCUCCGCAAACGAUCUCUACACCUCCGCCACCACCUUCGAUGACAACACUUUCGAUGACGCCCUGUAUACUUUCGAUGCCGACCUCAUCGACCUGACGCUGCUGCCACCCCCAGCCACUCCUGACGAGCUGGACGCCACCCCUUUGCCUGUCUCGAUUAACGUGCCACCCCGAUCGUUCGCCGAUUCCAUCGACAAACUAAACAAGCUGGGUAUACUAGACGAAAACCAAGACCUCGAAGACUUCCUGGCUAGCGUAACGGUCCAUCCUCCCACCCAGCAAAUAACCCCUGCUGUCGAACUCACCCCAGAAGAGAUAAUGGCAUACAUUAUUCCACCGCCGCCUACGCAGGGCAGUCACGAGAAUUUGACGAUGAGAGAGCAAGAAGAGAACAAGGAAAGUCCUUGGAGGGGAACUGGACGGAGUGGAGAAGACGAAGAAAAGUUCAACGUCAUAGAGUAUGCUACUUUCGACAGGAAAGGUGCGUUUUCCUGCUGCGCUAAAAUCAAAAACGAGAAAACCACGAAGACGGACGAAGACAUUCAGCCAUUGCCGAGGCGAAGUUCGGAUGAAAAACCACCGGAUAGACCUCCAAAAUCUAUAGCACAGCAACCCGAAAGACAGCGUUCCCACUCCCUAACCACCUGCCUUCCGCCCACAAGCGAUUUCCCCCCGCCCACACUCCCGCCCAGGGGCGUGGCCAGCCACCAGGCGCCUGCCCACCUGUACCUGCCGCCUAAGAAGCCGCCGCUGCCGCCCCUGCCCUCUUUGGAGGUGCUGCGCCAGAAGAAGACCAAGGUGUCCGAGCUGAUGGAGGGAAGAACAGCGAGUAUAGGGUCGCCGUUGUUCCAGCGGAGCCGCAAGGUGUCUAACGAUCUGGAGGAGGGGGAGGGGGUGAAUGGAGAAAGUGAGAACAAGGGAGGCAGACAUGCGACGGCGGUUAGCACUCCUACGUCGCCGCAUAUGGGUCGAGGAGCCCACCUGCGACUCGUCCCGGUUCCUAUGGACUUCCCCGACCGACCCCUCAACGGCUGCACCGCCAACCGCGACGGUUUGCUGCAGAAGACCGACUGCGCCAUGGCCAACUUGCUUGCCAGACUGGACCAGGUGGCGGGACAAUGCGCGGCGGCACAGGUGCAUGGCGGUGGCAGAUUCAUCAGCGAGGAGAAGUUUCAGUCCGCCAAAGAGGAGCUGACCACGCAAAGUCUCCAACUAGUCACCUCUAGCAAGAUGCUGGUGAUCGCCAUGUCCGAUCCGAGCCUGCCCGACCUGCCCGAGAACCUCGCCAUCUGCCUGACCAUCCUGCGCAGGCUCACCGAGCUCUGCCAGGACCUGGCCAAUCACACCACGGCGCCGCUGCAAACGCGGAACCUGGUGGCGAAGGUGCGUGACGUCACAGCUGCGUUCAGGCACCUGCUGACGUCAGAGAUGGACCGUACCUCACGCCGGGCCAUCGAAGAGCAUUUGGCUGCGCAGGCGGAGGGCUUGGCCAACGUUUUGGCCACUUUGUUGCGCAGCCUCAGGGUGUUUUCGCCCUGAACGGUCGAGGACUUAGAGAGAUCGCGAUAGGGGAACUGUAGGGGGUUUUGAAUAUUUUCUCUUCCUCCCCUAACAACACAAGUACGCCCCUUGUACGUCCCAGGAAUAUCAUUCAUUUUCUACGAGGAUGUCUCUGAGAUAUUCUGUGUCGGGACAUAGUACAUCCUACGUCCUAGGGACAUCCGAUUUCCACAGAAAGAGGCCCCCUAGGGAUCUCCUUCUGGUACAUCCCUGGGGUGUUCCAGUCCUUACUCUAUUGGCCAAUAUGCUGCAAGCGAAUUUAACGUUAACAUCGUUGCCAAAUGCCACAUCACCAAGUAUUUAGAUGUUGCCGAAAUUUAACAGGCCAAAACCAGAAAAAAACGUAAAAACGUAAAUUAUUACAACUUUGUUAGGAUUUGAGUAUAAUUUUUCAUCAUUCUUGGGUGGUUAAAUGGGGGUCAUUAUGCAUUUACGAUUUGUGUUUACGAAAUGGUUCUGAGACCAUUCUUUAUUUACAUUACAAUUAUUCUCCGGAAGAAAAACAAACAUUCUCGAAAAAAAUAUUUCUAUGAAGUUCAAUUACUCUGUUGGUGUGAUUAGAUAUCAGAUAUUUCAGGGACACAAAUAGAACAAAAAGACGGGAUACCCACUGGACAACUCAUGUCCUUGUACCGCAGGAUAAAAAAGAGACGUACCUAGGACAUCCCUGUGUUGUUAGAGCCCAAUGGUAUUUGCUACAAAGGGCAUUCGAGGACACGGUCACCAUUGAAAAAAUAGUGUUUGUGUUUCGUUAUCAUCAGAUAACGUAGAUUCUGCUGUUACUUUCUUUAAUAUGUGGAGCGUAUUUGUGAUGCUGUCACAUAUUUGUGACGCUGGUCUACCAACAGUUAUUCUGCAUGAUAUAUCUUCAAACACUUAUACCUCUUUUUUUAGAUAUGUCUCAAUAUUCAUUGAGAACUCGAGAGUGUCAGGAAGUGUAAAUAUGUAGGACUCAUUGCUUCUGAAGGAGAUUGCAAUCGGCGUUGUCCUAGACGCCAUUUUCAUAAUAUACCUUAUAACCUCGACAUUGACUCGGAAUUAGUAGGUACCCAUUACCCUUUGUUUUAGAAAUGUAUGAGGGAAGAUCAGUAUUAAAAUCGUCGAUAGUCUGCUUAGGAACUAGAUGAACAUUUAACAAGUAUAAAUCAAUUUGUUGAUAAAUGAAGUACUUAUAGGAAUAGUUAUUCUGUUUCUAAUAAUCCAGUUGAACAGAUAAAUAGUGAUUAUCCCUCAUGCUCACCUAGAAAGUUUAAUUUUUUGUCGUGAUGGUGGUGGGAACAUUAUCUAUUCAAAUACACUUAUCAAUAACCUGAGUGCCUCACUCUAGAUCUGACUCUUUUUGGUGAACCAGUAGUUUCUGAAGAAAUUAAUCGAUUCAUUUUCUGAUUUUCAGUAUCAGGUGUAUUAUUUUAUCGACUUCAAACUUCAAGCAAGGCUACAAUUAGGAGAGAAUGUCGCCAUAACGAAACUCACACAAGGUGUAGAGGUUAUGAAGUUUAGCAAUCGGAUGAAAAGUAUUUUUUUUAUCAGAAACAUUAGUAGCAAUUCGGCUCCCUUGGCCUCAGUGACCUCAGACUUGAGACUGACAGCUAAAAUCUAGUUGCGAUAGCAGUGACUCUUUGAUUUCAGUCACUUUUGACAACUGCAAAAAUAUAUUCCACUUCGUCAGAUCAAAACACAACACAACACACCCCAACAAGAGCGAGAAUGAGUCAAAGAAAUUGUUCCAAUGUAAAACCAUCACAUUCAAUGCAAAGUUUUAGUCAGAAAAUAGAUUUUUUCUACAAACGUCAAAAAAUGACAAGGUUCGCGCAUUGAUAACAAAUUGCGAAGUGACACUUUUUUUCAGUUUUCUACGUUACCAUGAUACCUUGCACAAAACAAUGCGCGAAGUACCUACUUCGCGCACUGUUAUGUAAAAUAUAUGAGAUAUUUAUAUUUCAACUUUAUGGUCCUCAAUCGAGAAAACAUCGACGAAAUCAUUUAUUUCUGAAUGUUCAACAAUAACUUUGUUUUAUCUCUUGGAGCGCACGGAAGGAAAUUCCUAUUAUGUUCGUGGAACAUCGUGCGUAUCUAGGGAGGGUAAGGGAGGCCUUUUAAGCCAGUAUAUCAAGCUAAGCAUAUUUUUACUUUAGAACUAUAUUUUUUGACGUUUGCAGAAAAAAUUUUGUUUGCAACUCGAGCGCGAAAUACUUUAGUCAUCUCGACUAUUUUUUUAACUCGGCUACGCCUCGUUAAAAAAAUCAGAUCUCGAUCACCAAAGUAGCAUUUCGCGCUCUAGAUACAAAAAUAACUAUUCUUCAACCAAUGUUGCUGGGAUCUGGUGAUAAUAUUUAUUCCUUCGGAUAAUACAGGUUGUCCAAAAAGAAUCAGAUUUGGAAGAGGUUCACUUAGUGUGUUGAGAACUCUUCAUAAGUAGUUCUUGAUAAAUAAUAAUACCAAUGAGAUUCUUUUAUAUUACAUUUUUUCCUCUUGAUAUCGAGUGAAAUACUUCUUGGGCGAGUAUAAGUUGUCCAAGUAAUCAAUCUACUCCUAGAAGAGAUUCUUUUUUUUUUAUUUUUUUUAUGCAUAACAACUGGUCAUUGUUUUAUUAGGUAUUAGUACUGUUGAUGUGAACGAAACAAUUAACGAUUGGAUUACGGAAUUUGGAAUUCAUAACUCGCAUUAUGAAUUGGAAAAUCUUUACCACGAGUGGUGGUAUUAUCAAUGAAAAUCCGGAAAAAUCUGAAAAUACUAUGUGUGCUUACAGGACAUUUUUUAUACUCGCCCUUAAUUAAUAAUAAUUGUUGAUACUCAUAUCCUGAUAGAU